Molecule: messenger RNA, 1851 nt
Organism: Cordyceps militaris CM01
Lineage: Eukaryota; Fungi; Ascomycota; Sordariomycetes; Hypocreales; Cordycipitaceae
Product: ATP-binding cassette sub-family F member 2
Exons: 2
Coding region: 1-1851 (616 amino acids)
Molecular function (GO): ATP hydrolysis activity; ATP binding
Source: RefSeq, a predicted model, not a curated record
AUGCCUCCUUCCGCUGCCAAGGAGAAGAGACUUGCCAAAAAGGCCGCCGACGGCAAGCUCAAGAACAAGUCGGGCACCAGCACGCCCAAGGGCCCCGAGCUUGAUGCCAACGGCAAACCCAUCCAGAGCGACGGCCCCGCCACCACCGACUUGGACGAGGUCAGACGUCUGACGGACCAGAUGGACAAGCACGGCAUCUCGGACCGCGUAACCACCGGUGUCCUCUCCUCUACUGCCACCAGCAAGGACGUCAAGAUCACCUCGACCAGCUUGGUCUUCCACGGCCGCGUCCUCAUCACCGACUCGACGCUCGAACUUUCAUUUGGUCGCCGCUACGGUCUCCUCGGCGAGAACGGUUGCGGUAAAUCCACCCUGCUCCGGUCCAUCGCCGCCCGCGAGUUUCCCAUUCCCAACCAUCUUGAUAUCUACCUGCUCAACGAGGGUGCCCCCCCUUCUGAGCAUGGCGCUCUUGAGUGGGUCGUCAAGGAGGCUGAGGCCGAGAUGGACCGUCUCGACAAGUUGGCCGAGAAGCUACUCGAGGAAGAGGGUCCCGAGAGCCCUGUCCUCAUUGAUCUCUACGACCACAUGGACCGCAUGGACCCCUCCACCUUCUCUACCCGUGCCUCCCUUAUUCUCACCGGUCUUGGCUUCAACAAGAAGACCAUCCACAAGAAGACCAAGGACAUGUCUGGUGGUUGGAGAAUGCGUGUCGCCUUGGCAAAGGCCUUGUUUGUCAAGCCCUCGGUCCUGCUGCUGGACGACCCUACUGCGCAUUUGGACCUCGAGGCCUGUGUGUGGCUGGAAGAGUACCUUAAGAAGUGGGAGCGCACCCUCGUCCUGGUCUCCCACUCGAUGGACUUUCUCAACGGUGUCUGCACCAGCAUGAUUGACAUGCGCGGAACUAAGCUCAUGUACUAUGGUGGUAGCUACGACUCCUACGCCAAGACCCGUGCCGAAAACGAAACGAACCAGAUGAAGGCCUACCACAAGCAGCAGGAAGAAAUUGUUCACAUCAAGAAGUUUAUUGCCAGUGCCGGUACCUAUGCCAACCUGGUGCGUCAGGCCAAGUCGCGCCAGAAGAUUCUCGACAAGAUGGAGUCCGACGGUUUCAUCCAGCCCGUCGCGGCCGACCGUGUUUUUACUUUCCGCUUCGCUGACGUGGAUAAGCUGCCACCGCCCGUUCUGUCGUUUGACGACGUCACUUUCUCAUACUCUGGAAACCCAGAGGAUGAUCUGUACCGCAAUCUCGACCUCGGUUUCGACAUGGACUCGCGUACUGCCCUGGUCGGCCCCAACGGUGUCGGCAAGUCGACUCUGCUGCGCCUCAUGACUGGCAAACUGUCCCCCACCGGCGGCUCCGUGACUCGCCACACCCACUUGAAGCUGGGCCUCUACUCGCAACACAGCGCCGAGCAGCUGGACCUGACCAAGUCCGCUCUCGAUUUUGUCCGUGACAAGUACAGCGAAAAAUCGCAGGACUACCAGUUCUGGCGCCAGCAGCUUGGCCGCUACGGUCUGACUGGCGAGUCGCAGACUGCCCUCAUGGGCACCCUGUCUGAGGGUCAGCGCAGCCGUGUCGUGUUUGCCCUUUUGGCCAUUGAGUCGCCCAACAUGCUCCUGCUGGACGAGCCUACCAACGGUCUCGAUAUCCCUACUAUUGACAGUCUGGCGGAUGCCAUCGAUGCUUAUAGCGGAGGUGUUGUUGUUGUCUCGCACGACUUCCGACUUCUCGACAAGAUUGCCAAGCAGAUUCUGGUGUGCGAGAACAGAUCGAUCCAGACCUGGGAUGGCAGCAUCGGCGAGUACAAGAAUUACCUCCGCAAGAAGAUGAUUUCUGCGGGUGCCGUCUAG